AUGAUCGGGAAAUUAUACAUGCUUAUAAUGGAAAGCACCUUAAGCUCUCUUCUUUUCAAAGUUUCGAUAAUACUCAGUAUGCUGGCGAUCGCAUUCCGUUGGGGAUAUCGUCAUCGUCGAAAAUUACCUUUUUGGUGUGAAACUACUUAUCCAAUGUUAUAUCUAUUAUGUAUAAAUUUGAUCGAAUAUUACUUUAUUAUUAACCAUAGUACUCCAUUUUUAUUUGAACCUGAAUUUCUAUUUCAAAUUUUGCUUAGUAUUCCGUUAGCACUAACGAAUAUCAAUCGCGGACCUUUCUACACGUGUAUUGAAACCACAUUAAUGGCAUUCGUUGGAGAAUUUGUGCAUUCAAAUCUACAAGUCAUUUCUAUAUUUAUAUAUUGUUUCAUCCUACCAAUAUGGCUAUUGGCGUGUGAUGAGCAGGUGGAUGCACACGAUCAAAUGGCUAACCAGCAAAAUAUCAACAACGUCGAAGUAGUGGAUCAAGUGGUAGAAAAUGACAGAAACGUAAUCUUGCUGGUUAUUAGCGAUCUUCUAAUAUAUUUGUCGGUAUUAUUGCCGGGAACAUAUUUCUAUGGAGGAUGGUUUUGGUAUCAAGAAACAGCGUUUGGCGAAAACAUUUUUGAUGAGGGUGCUGAAAAAGAAUUAUUUGCGAAACUAUUGACAGUAUUCGUCGUACAGAUCAUGUUUACAGUACUGUUGGUGAAAAUAAUUGGCGGUCUCCUAUUCAACAUUCAAAUAAAUUAUUGGUGGUUAUAUAUACUGGAAGUUAUACUGCCAUUUAUCGCAUUUCCUAUAAUAACUUUGGCAAGAACACUGACAAUAACGAAUACUCUAUUCGUAUUUGGAAUGUUCGUGAUGGUAAUGGUUGUUUCACGGUUCAGCUUUGAAGGAAAAGCCAGUUGCCGUAUGCGUCUAGUGAAAUCUAUGACUUUUCUUAUUACAAUUUUUGUAUUGAUUUUGGUAAAAGUACUAGCAGUACCCACGAUUAUACUUGUAAUUGUAAUAUCAAUGGUGGUAAUCGCUGAUUUACACUUGAUCCUUGGGGGGAAAGGCAGUUGGGGUAUGCGUAUAGUGAAAAUAAUAAUUUUGUUUCCUGUAUGUGGUACAUUGUUUUUGGUAAAAGUACUAAUACCAACCCAGAUUCCGGUUGUGCUUGCAGUGUUCGCAUUGGGAAUCGUAACUUUACACUCGAUCUUUAUUGAAAACCCAACCUGGUGGACGAGUAUAGUGAAGACUACGACUUUAUUUAUCGCAUUUUUUACAUGCACACUUAUUCUAUCAAUCUCAAUAAUUUAUUUUGUACAUGUUUGUAAUCCGUCAUCAGUAGAUCAACACGAGUGGAUCAUUACAAACAGCGGACUCUCUAUCGCUGAUCAGAACCUCAUAGACAAUAUUCAAUGGCUUGACUUCGAUGAACACCAUUACAAACAGGCACAAGAAGAUUUGAGCAAAAUUAUAGAUAAAUAUCAAUCGGAACAUGUAAUGAAGCGUCGAUUGAAAUCGGACAAAUCCAAUAAGCUAUUAGGCAAGUUGUAUUUAUUGGAAGGCAUUUUGCACUAUAAUCGGAUGAAUUUUUCAAACGCCAAAAAUAGUUUGAAGAAGUCACUCGAAUACAACAAGGAUGAUAUUCACACCAAUAUUUAUAUGAUAGAUGUACUCGUUGCUCGCAAUGAGACUAACGAAUUACAGAAUUAUAAUAGCACCAUUUGCAAAAGUAAACAUCUAGAAGCCAAACACGCUGCAGUAUAUUGUGAACUACUUUGCCAAAUAUAUAGUCGAUCGGAAAAUAGCAUGCUGUUAACUAGACUUCGUCCUCCAGCAGACGGAUAUUUUCUCAAAGAUUCGCAGCGAACCUUUAGGAUCGAACGCGACAUAUUAAUUAGAAGUUUUCGUCAAUGGCCAACUCAUCGAGACUUAGCAAAAUUGAGUGCACGUGCUUAUAGCAACAAGAAUAUAAUUCGCUAUCACAAUUGGAUUGUUAUUAGUAGAUUCAAUAAUACUCAAGAAACUGGCUAUUAUGGCAUCGCAUUUCGGCAUAAUCAAACGAGAGAAAUCGUCAUUGCUCAUCGUGGAACAGAUAUCAAGAAUAUCCCUUCGCUCAAAACUGACUUGAUCUUAUUUACUUCAAAUCUACCUGAGCAAUUUCGUAAAGCUCAAGUAUUUACUGCCAAUAUAAGUCAACAGCUUGAACCAAAUAAAAUCCUUUGGCAUACAGGUCAUUCACUAGGCGGUGCUAUAGCUGAAUUUUUAGUAGCGAAUGACAUGCGGUUUAGUAGAAACAUUUCCAAGCCAUUGUCAUUUGCUGUUACAUUCGAUGGUCCUGGUAUUAUGGAGGUUCUUAACUCAUAUUAUUCUCGCAACAAUUUAGAACCUAUAUUACCAAUAGACUUCCCAGUCAUCAGUUAUCUUUCAGAUCCAAACAUAGUCAACACGAUGGGUACACAUAUUGGUCUCGUUCUUCAAUUACUCCGUUUUCCCGUCGUAUUUGAGUGGACACGGCAUCCAAUCAUACAAGCUUUUUUCAAUGUAACGAGCAGUAAAUUGUUUGGGGAGUAUAAGAUAAUCGUCGACUUUCUAAUUACACAUUCAAUUGAACAGUUGAAAUCACAUAGCAUACAAUCAAUUGUACACGGCUUCGAAUUGCAACCGGAUCCAAGUGGUAUUAAAUUAGGAACACAGACAGUCAUCAAAUGGCCGAAAGGAAUACAAGAUUUUGCUCGAUUACAGCAUCUUGAGUUGAGCAGAAGUAUGACGCGGUUUGGCGCUAAUAAUGAGGGUAUACAUAACGAAACACAGUAUGAUCCACGUAUAAAGCAAUCUUUUUAUCAUACAAUCGAUUUAAGUAAUGAUAUAUUCAGCAUCCUCCCAAUGACAGCAUUUCCUGAAAAAGUCCAAAAUUUUCUCAAAUACUUAGCAGAACCAUAUGGAGCACGAACUGGAUUAAGUCAAUUAAAUACUGCUUGCAGGACAUUUGAAAUGAUCGACAAACUAACGACCAGUUUUUUCUUCCAAGCGUUGAUCUAUGCUGGUGCUUCAAGUCUUGCAUUAGAUCAAGAAUUUGUAAAGUUCGCCUUCGAUCCUUCGGAACGUCCAUAUCUGCAAGAUGUAGCAUCAGAAGUGAAUAUUCUAACAUUAUACACUAUCUUAUCUUUGACAAAUUCAGACGAAUGUAUAAAAGACAACUCCAAUCAUUAA
This is a messenger RNA of Adineta ricciae, 3198 nucleotides long. Lineage: Eukaryota; Metazoa; Rotifera; Eurotatoria; Adinetida; Adinetidae. The record is from the annotation of a GenBank genome assembly.